Seminavis robusta is the source of this 963-nucleotide messenger RNA. The record is from the annotation of a GenBank genome assembly. NCBI's taxonomy places the organism in Eukaryota, Bacillariophyta, Bacillariophyceae, Naviculales, Naviculaceae.
AUGCGCCACGAGUUUUACAAUCUUUGUCAAGAAUGUUGGCUCUUUGCCUGUACUGAUUCUGAUACUGAUACUGAUACUAGUAACUUUGUAGCCUUUGAACAAUACGAUGCAGAUGCCUUGGCAGCUGAAAUGGAAAUGCUGGAUCCAAGUGUCCUGGGAACCAGCAACAGCUUAUCCUUUGAUUUGGCCCUGGGAAGUUCCCCCCGAAGUACCUUUCAAGAUACAAGCACUCGACUCACACACUGCAGCGUCAGGAUUCAGCAAUCUUGUACACCCCAAGAAAGCAAACCCUUUCAGACAUGGCUAGCCAAUCAUACUGGAAUAGAAGCCAUGGAGGUUUCGGUCUUUGGAGCCGGAAAUCACAAUCAAGCCAUACAGGCACUCGUCACUGGUCUACAAGCUUCCACUUCCUUGCAAUUUGUGGCAUUGCACCUACUCAUUAUACGAGAUGCCUUCCUACAAACAGAUGCGGUUCAAGCCAUACACGAUCUUGUACAAAAUCCAGGAACAUCCAUACGACAUCUCAGCAUUCACUUGUCCACCAGAACCAUGAUCUUUCUGGAAGACCUUCCCACGCACAUUCUAGAAAACAAAGUAUUUGAUGCUCUCGCUCAUACGACGCUAACGACACUAGCAUAUUAUGGAAUACACCCCGUACACCCCAAAGACAAACAAAAGGCAUUUCACGCCAUGUCCACCAACCCAACCCUGAAACGCAUCAAGAUUCAUGAUUUCCAACAAGACUAUGACGGAACUGACGCUCAUUUGUCUCUCUUGGCGGCUGAUAAAAUGAAACAAUGGACGGUUCGGUGGGUCACUCCUGGUCCGCAAGAGCAACGAGGAGACGUUCUGCAAGAAGCACUGGAAUUCCCAUUGCGCUUUGAAACUGUCAAGGUACUCUACCACUUUCUCCGGGCCAAACCAGACGUCAUACAUCUCAUCAUACCAACAACGUCCGUGUAG